Molecule: messenger RNA, 813 nt
Organism: Ciona intestinalis (vase tunicate)
Lineage: Eukaryota; Metazoa; Chordata; Ascidiacea; Phlebobranchia; Cionidae
Product: nucleoside diphosphate kinase B
Biological process (GO): GTP biosynthetic process; CTP biosynthetic process; UTP biosynthetic process
Molecular function (GO): nucleoside diphosphate kinase activity
Source: RefSeq, a predicted model, not a curated record
UAUAUAUAUGAACAUUUUAGUUUAUCUAAAUUUAAUUCUUUGUUUCAGUUAUUUAAUUUAGUAAAAUUAUCUCAAAUUAAUCCCCAAUUUAACAAAAUGGAACGCACCUUUAUUGCCGUAAAACCCGAUGGUGUACAACGUGGUCUUGUUGGAAAAAUUAUCCAACGAUUUGAAGAAAAAGGGUUCAAGCUUGUAGCUCUUAAAAUGAUCACUGCAACAGAAGACCAUCUUAAGCUCCACUACGCUGAUCUUGCAACUAAGAAGUUUUUCCCAGGGCUUGUUAAGUACAUGGCCUCUGGCCCAGUCGUUGCUAUGGUAUGGGAGGGACAAGAUGUUGUAAAAACUGGAAGAGUGAUGCUUGGUGCUACAAACCCAGCUGAUUCCGCGCCAGGAACCAUUAGAGGAGAUUUCUGCAUCCAUGUUGGUCGCAAUAUUUGCCAUGGAUCUGAUGCUGUAGAAUCAGCAAACAAAGAAAUUGCUCUUUGGUUUAAACCAGAUGAACUCAACAACUACAAGAGCUGUGAAGCUGAAUGGGUUUACGAAUAAUCCAAUGAACAUUCACAUCAUAUAUAUAAUAAAAUAGAAAAGUUCUCGCAAUUUUGGUGUAGUACAACAUAUCGUGUUUAAAGUUCUGUAGUACUAAUGUUCUUGCAAUAAAACUUCAUUAAAUAUUGUCUGUUUUUGGAAUAAACUGUUGCAAAUCAUGUUUGUCGAUGUGUGUUAAUGUUAAAUAAAACCUGUGUUUCAUGUUACUACAUAGCUGCAGAACCCUGAACUAAAAAUUUAAUAAAUUCAAAGAAAUGUUUUCCAAAA